This is a messenger RNA of Coccinella septempunctata (seven-spotted ladybird), 1414 nucleotides long. RefSeq lists its product as uncharacterized. The coding region runs from base 189 to 584 and encodes 131 amino acids. The record is from RefSeq and is a predicted model, not a curated record. The transcript has 3 exons. Lineage: Eukaryota; Metazoa; Arthropoda; Insecta; Coleoptera; Coccinellidae.
CCAUGGGCUCGAUGCUCAUGAGCUUGGCACACAAGAAUCAAUUGGAACAAACUUCGAUGAGUUUUGUGUCAAGUGUCAAAUUUUAAAACAUAACCACAAAUAAUUUGUUUACUUUAUAUCUAACGUCAAUGGUUUACUUGUUGUUUUGUCCGAAAUAAUCGAUUAAUUAAAUAAAAAAUACGAAUACUAUGGAAGCACUUAUAUUUUGUGCAUCAGAUACUAUGUCUGGCUGGUCCACUUCAUCUUCAGAUGAAGAGGAACAUCUUAAAAUUACAAAAAUAGAAAAUUUUGUAGAGCAAACAGUCAAGCAAUACGAUCCUGACACUUUUAAACGCCACUUCCGAAUGAAACGAGAAACAACCAAUGAACUUAUUGAAAACUUUGCAAAAAGUGAGUACAGUACCAACACUGUUAGAGGGAUACCUCAUAUAUCAAAUGAAACCAGUGUGCUUUUAACAAUGUGGUAUCUUGCAAAUACAGAGAGUUUUAGGCAAAUAUCCGAUCGGUUCAAUGUCAGCUUAAGUUCAGCACAUAGGUCUCUAUUUCGAGUGAUUGACUUUUUAAUAUCUAUCAAAAGUAGAUAAAUAAAAUGGCCCAGUGAUGAAGAAAAAGAGAUAAUUGCAAGCAAAUUUAAAAACUAACAACAAUUUAAUGGAGUUAUAGGCGCAAUUGACUGUAGCCAUGUGGAAAUCAACCGACCAAACAAAGAUCAAGACUCAUAUUGUAACCGAAAGGGUUAUCAUAGCUUGAUCAUACAAGCAGUUUGUGAUACUGAUAAAAAAUUCUUGGAUAUAUACUGUGGGGAACCAGGAUCUCUUCACGAUGCGAGGGUAUUAAGAAAAUCAGCAAUUUAUCAGAAAGCUGGAAAUCCACAAUUUUUCAAACAUUAUUACCUCUUAGGUGAUUCAGCAUAUCCAAGUAUGUCGUGGCUAGUACCUCCCUUUAAAAACACGGGUGCCCUAUCAGAUGAACAGAAACAAUUUAAUUAUAAACAUUCGUCUACUAGAAUUGUUAUUGAAAACGCAUUUGGUUUGCUAAAAAAUAUAUAUAGAAGACUUCUCCAUUUGAAUAAUAACAAUGUGAAAUUUUGCGUUAAAAUUAUAAUGGCGUGUUGUGUAUUACACAAUAUUUGCAUAAUAGAUUCUGAUGAAAUGGAGGUGGAUGAAAAUGACACAGAUGAAGAAAAUAUACCUAACCAUGAUCUGGUUGCAGAACUGGUUCAAAAUAAUGUACCUAUGAAGAGAGAAGAAAUAUUUAGAAAAAUGUUUUCUGUGUGAAUUUCUAAAUAAAUGUAUUAAUUUAUAAUAAUAGUAUGGUAUGAAUAUAGUGUAGAAUAAAUUUUUAGUAAAAGUAGGAAAUAUAUUGUAACGAAUUUAUUUUUGAAAAAAAAAUAUAUCUAUUUUACAUGGCAUUA